CGCUGAAGGUCGGUCGGACGAAAUGCGCGCGCGCACCUCGGCGACUCACCGCGCCCGCCACCGCUCGCGUCAGUCGCUAGCGGGGAAUCUCGCAACCACACGUACCAACUGUUAUGUAAAUAACGUGAUAAUAACUUUGUUUACACACAACGAAAACUACAGUGAUAAAGUUUAGUGAAAAAAGUUACGUGCAUUUAUCAAAAUUACUCUCCCACGCAUGGUCAAAAGGUAUCAUCCUUCAGGAAGUUUUGACUAGAAGGACGUGAGUGCCGGUGUGCAAUGGUGACGUAAGCCGGCAGCAUGCGCUGGUUGAAGUGGCGGACUGCGCUGGUGUCAGUACUGGCACUGGCGGCGUGCGCGCGCUCGCAACGCGCGGAACCGACCAUCUGCGAGGAAGAGUUCUGCCGCUGCGACUCUUUCACCACGGUCAUUUGCAACUGUGUUUCUGAUAACGAGGUAACACUGAGGCCCGACGGUGCUUACAGAGUGCCAUCGACGACGUCGGGUAUAGUAAUCAGAGGCUGCUCCCGUGUUAAUUUCUUGCCCGACCUGGCAAGGAACCUUAUCCAACUGAGGACCAUAGAGUUGACCAAUGUCAUGGACGUAAUCAUCAACGAACGAGCCCUGUCGUGGUCACCAUUUUCUAGGGAGAAUGAAAUGCACCCUGGUCUGCGAAUACUCAUACAGAACAGUACUGUUAACCAAUUAUCGUCUUACGCUAUUCAAGGACGUGUUAAUGAUAUAAUUAUCACUGACAGCAGAAUUAAUAAUGUGAGGCCAUACGCAUUUUCUAGUCUCACGGGUGUAAGAAAUAUAGAAUUAAAGAAUAAUUUGUUAUAUAAUAUAGAAAGACAUGCUUUUAGUAAAUUCACCACAGUUAAUUUCUUAUUAAGAGGAGGCACUGUGGAUACACUGCCUAGUAGAUUUUUAUCAGAUGUAGAGGUAACGAACUUAUUUCGAGUAGAGGGAAUAGCGGUAAAACAUAUUAAUAGUGUAACAUUUCUUGUCAGUUCACCAAAGAGAGUCUUGAUUGAGAGUAAUUUAAUAGAAACCCUAGAUCCAGACGGAUUCCACAUAACCACAAGGGGACCAAUCACUUUUAGAAAUAAUACUGUAAGUACUUUUAGUAGAGGUGCACUGCUCGGGUUUACUGUGGACCCGGAAGUGAUAUCCGUGAAAGGGCGCCAGGAGCUACUAGUGGACAACAAUACAAUAACGCAUAUAUUGCCAUCUUCUUUGGUUUACAACCAAACAACGCUAUCAUUACGUGUGGAUGGAUUAAAUCUGAACAUUACGUGUAACUGCAAACUAACAGAGAAAUGGAAGGACCUACUAAAGGAGGAAGCCGGCAUUGUGACUUGUUGGUACGAUUUGGAAGCUCACUUUAUGUCUGUGCCGACCUUUGCAGACAGCCGUUGUGGAACAUUCAAGCGAACAUUUUGGAUAUUUAUAGUGGUCGGCAUAGUGGUAGUUUUAAUCGUUGCAGCUCUCGCUACGUACUACAUAGUAAGACGAGAAACUGAGAAAAAGAAAAAAGUACAGAUAGUGAUGCCUGACGGCAAAACUUACAGAGAGACAGAGUUCCACAUUGUUGUGGAAAGAGCGGAACUAUUAACAACCAACCUAUGAAAAAAUAAUGUCAGCGAAAUUAGCACUUGAUCAGUUUACUAUAUAGGUUAAGUACUCUUGGAACGAAAACCGUCAAUUUGAAAUGUGCCAACGCUAUAAUUGUUAAGAUUCUUCACGAUUAGAAGGUCUUAGGCUAAGAACUCACGCGGAGCGGUUUCUCCCGCACCAGGUGUGACCGGUCAGGACAGGUCAAAAUUAAUCCCUUAGAAUUUUUGAUAAACAUUGGU
Messenger RNA from Chilo suppressalis (striped riceborer), 1856 nucleotides. The record is from the annotation of a GenBank genome assembly. Lineage: Eukaryota; Metazoa; Arthropoda; Insecta; Lepidoptera; Crambidae.